Messenger RNA from Lichtheimia ornata, 1125 nucleotides. RefSeq lists its product as uncharacterized. The record is from RefSeq and is a predicted model, not a curated record. The coding region runs from base 1 to 1125 and encodes 374 amino acids. Lineage: Eukaryota; Fungi; Mucoromycota; Mucoromycetes; Mucorales; Lichtheimiaceae. The transcript has 2 exons.
AUGGAUACCAUUAUUGAAGACGCCAUCUUGUUUGGGAGGAUCGUUGUGGAGCAAUUUGGAGUUGAAGUUGAAGAAGUGAGUGAUUGGGAUCCUGAUGGAUUGGAAGAUCUUUUUCAAAAGUUACCCGCCUUGGUGGUCCUCUCCAUCCAGGGUGUACUUGAUGUUGACUACCUGGAUAGAGUCAGCCAAUACUGUCCAUCGCUAAAGUGCCUCAAAUACAACGCACCCCCUCAUGACGUGAUCCAAUGGCCGUACAAAUGGGAUACGAGUCUUGAACAAGGCAUCCAAGAACUUUAUUUUGGUGAUGGAUACUAUGGUGAUUUUACGGAGCAUAUGAAUGAGAACAUAAUACGAGCAUCCAAGACGUUAAAGUAUCUCAAUGUGCAGCAUUCGCUCUUUGAGUACGAACCUGCUAUGAUUCCCCUUCCACCAGAGACCACGUUUCCCUAUUUGGUUCAUUUGUCUGGAGCUCCCGAGUAUGAUGACGUACUUCGUCUUUUGCUCAGUAUCAUUCCUCGUGCACCACAUCUUGAGGUAAUCAAAUUGGACGAUCCUUUCAUUGAGUGGGAAGACACAGCUCCUAUUGAUAUGAUGGCGGCAUGUAUUCAUCUUACCAAUACGAAUGUGAUCAUGGAAGAAACCCAUCAGGAUGUCAAUGCUAUGAAACGAUUUCUCAACACGCAUAUCCAAAAGGGCCAUCAUUCUCCAUUACGAUCGCUAGCAAUAGGGAUAUGGACAGAAGAAUGUGCCCAAGAGCUUUUACCACUCCUUUCACAAUUGCCCUUGGUGGAAGAUCUACAUCUCGCUGUCGACUACGAAUCACCAUUGGCCACGAUCAUUGACGCCAUCACCGCCAACAAUGCCAUCAAACAACUGAAAAUCAGCGUUACGAUAUGCGAUGUCAUUGACGAACCUAUCUUUGGUCGUUUACAGCAUGCACACUCUCUGUCGUCAUUGGCUAUUGAUGUGGAUCACUUAUCACCAAUGGCAGCACUUUCGAUACUUGAAGUGACCCAGCUCGUCCAUUUGCAGAUACCAUUCAAGGGACUUGAUGAUUCAACCAUUGACAUUCUACGAACGCAGUUUCCCAAUGUAAAAACCUUGCCAUCCCCUUUUGCACUUUAG